Paramecium primaurelia is the source of this 811-nucleotide messenger RNA. The record is from the annotation of a GenBank genome assembly. NCBI's taxonomy places the organism in Eukaryota, Ciliophora, Oligohymenophorea, Peniculida, Parameciidae.
AUGCAGAAAUUAAUUGAGUAUUCGUAAGGCAAAGAGGAUAUCUAGAAUUCUAUACUUUCUUAAUUGGUUUAGAAUAUGAGAUCUUUGAUUUACGAUUCCAAUGGAAAUUAUGUCAUAUUCAAGAUGCUUGAAUCAUAUGAUAAAUCUAAAAUGGAAUUUCUCAUUCCAAUAGUAGAAGAAUCUGUAUAUAUCAUAAAUUUAUAUCUAGUUUCAUUAUAUGGCUCAAUAAAUAUAUGGUUGCAAAAUCAUUCAUAAGAUCAUUUAAUAAUAUGCUCCUAAUUACAUAGCUAAUUUAGUUAAACAAUCUAUUGCUAAUUAUUCUGUUUUGAGUUAAACAGAAUUUGGAAACUAUAUUCUUCAACAUAUAUUAUAGUUUUGGAUUGUAUCUCCAGAGAAAACUCGAUUAAUUUAACUUGUAAUAUAAUAAUUUUAUCAAUUAAGUAUCAAUAAGUAUGCAAGGUAAGAAAUAUAAAUUUAUUUUAGUAAUACUGUUGAAAGGGCUUUGGAAACUUUAAGUAAACCUGAAUUGAUAACUGUCUUAAAUUGGUUGCUAUUUAGAAACUAAGCCUAACAAUAGUUCACGUAUGUAGCUUCAAACUUUGUACAAUUAGCAAAUCACUAAUUUGCAAAUUAUGUGAUCAAGAAAUUUUUGAUCUUGAUCGAUUAAUAAAUGUAGCAAUCUAUUUUAAAUUUCUUAAUUAAAAAUUAAUAAGAGUGUUAAGCUCUGAAAUCCACUUUACAUGGUAAUAUUUAUGUAAUUCAUUUAGGUUAACGAAUAUGUAGUCUUUUAGAGAAAUAAGUGAAAUGUUGA